Messenger RNA from Euleptes europaea (tarantolino), 1425 nucleotides. RefSeq names its product transmembrane protein 115 (gene TMEM115). Lineage: Eukaryota; Metazoa; Chordata; Lepidosauria; Squamata; Sphaerodactylidae. Gene Ontology annotation, biological process: retrograde vesicle-mediated transport, Golgi to endoplasmic reticulum. Gene Ontology annotation, cellular component: Golgi apparatus; membrane. The transcript has 2 exons. The record is from RefSeq and is a predicted model, not a curated record. The coding region runs from base 67 to 1128 and encodes 353 amino acids.
UGCCCCUGAGCCCAGUCUCUUGGAUCAAGGACCCUGUUUUGCGGGGCAGGGUGUGUGGGGGUAAACAUGAGCAGAUACCUUCCAGUAGCCCGGCAACAUUUCCUGGCUGUACUGGCCAGCACCAGUGUAGUAGUGAAGUCUAUAUGUGCCGUUGUGAUUUUGCUCUACCUUCUCUCCUUUGCUGCGGACACAGCUUUUGGACUCGGGGUGACGCCUGGGUAUCUCUUCCCCCCCAACUUCUGGAUAUGGACGUUGGCAACCCACAGUGUGGUGGAAAAACAUAUCUGGGAUGUAGGCGUGAGUCUGGCGACAGUGGUGAUAGCAGGAAGGUUGCUUGAGCCGCUGUGGGGAGCCCUGGAGCUUUUGAUCUUCUUUGCUGUGGUGAAUGUGUCGGUUGGGCUCCUGGGGGCCUUUGCUUAUCUUCUCACCUAUGUGGCAUCCUUCAAUCUCUCCUACCUAUUUACUGUUCGAAUCUAUGGCAUGCUGGGCUUCCUUGGUGGUGUCUUGGUGGCCCUGAAGCAGACCAUGGGUGACAGUACUGUCUUGAAGGUACCUCAGGUGCGAAUGAAGGUUGUCCCCAUGCUCUUGCUCCUGAUUCUGGCAGUUCUGAGGCUGACCACCCUCAUUAAAAGCAACGUCUUGGCUUCUUAUGGUUUUGGAGUGCUUUCCAGUUGGAUAUAUCUCCGUUUUUACCAGAGGCACAGCAGAGGACGAGGUGACAUGUCAGACCACUUUGCAUUUGCCACAUUCUUCCCCGAGAUCCUGCAACCUGUCGUUGGCUUGGUGGCUAACCUUGUGCACAGCAUCUUGGUGAAAGUGAAAGUCUGUCGAAAAACAGUGAAACGUUAUGACGUUGGUGCCCCUUCAUCCAUUACUAUCAGCUUGCCUGGAACAGAUCCGCAGGACGCUGAACGGAGAAGACAACUGGCCCUAAAGGCACUGAAUGAGCGGCUAAAGCGUGUGGAAGACCAGUCAGCAUGGCCCAGCAUGGAGGAUGAGGAUGAAGACAGCAGUAAGGUUGAUAUUCCGCUGCUCCCUGAGAAGAACUGGGACUCUGCCACUGCAGGAAAAGCAGCCAGUCAGGAAUCCAGCCUCAUUACCUUUGAGGAUGCCCCCGCUCAGUUGUGACCAUGAAGUUCCAACCACCCUCUUCUUCUUAUCCCUGUGUGUCAGAGCUGCUAAUGAUCCUUCAUGUGCCCUCCUUCACAGUACUGCCUGCUCUGCAGGGAGCAAAACACUAUGCCUGCUGGCCCUGAGAGGGUAGGGCUGCCUCCUUCCAGCAUAUAUUAGCCACACGGUGGCUGACCCAGGUCUCUGGACUCCUGUUGGAAAUUAUUAACUGUUGCACAGACCUGAGAUUUUGGCUCUUCUCUUCAGAAGGGAUCCUGAAGUUGAGAAUUUCUUUGAAUUGGAGUGGAGGGAGUC